This is a messenger RNA of Hevea brasiliensis (rubber tree), 1726 nucleotides long. RefSeq names its product fructan 6-exohydrolase. NCBI's taxonomy places the organism in Eukaryota, Viridiplantae, Streptophyta, Magnoliopsida, Malpighiales, Euphorbiaceae. The record is from RefSeq and is a predicted model, not a curated record. Gene Ontology annotation, molecular function: hydrolase activity, hydrolyzing O-glycosyl compounds. Gene Ontology annotation, biological process: carbohydrate metabolic process. The coding region runs from base 6 to 1532 and encodes 508 amino acids. The transcript has 5 exons.
GGCCAAUGAUAUACAAGGGAGUUUACCACCUGUUCUACCAAUACAAUCCUAAGGGAGCUGUGUGGGGCAACAUUGUAUGGGCCCACUCAACUUCAAGAGAUCUUGUUAACUGGACCCCACAAAAGGUUGCCAUCUUCCCAUCUCAGCCAUCAGAUAUUAAUGGUACCUGGUCUGGUUCAGCCACAAUCCUCCCGGAUGGCACACCUGCUAUUCUUUACACAGGAAUUAACCCACUAAACCAACAAGUUCAAAACUUAGCCUUGCCCAAAAACCCAUCUGACCCGUACCUCUUAGAAUGGGUGAAGUCACCCAAAAAUCCUGUAAUGGCACCCACCCCUGAGAACCAAAUUAAUGCUAGCUCAUUCAGAGACCCAACCACUGCCUGGCUUGGUGUUGAUGGAAGAUGGAGGUUGAUCGUUGGAAGCAAAAUUAACCGUAAGGGAUUAGCAUAUCUUUACAGAAGUAAAGAUUUUGUUCAUUGGAUUAAAGCCAAACACCCAUUGCAUUCUGCUAAGAAAACUGGAAUGUGGGAAUGUGUGGAUUUUUUCCCAGUGUCAGUUAAUAGCCCAGUUGGGCUUGAUACGUCAACGUUGGGACCACAUGUUAAGCAUGUUCUUAAGGCGAGUUUAGAUGAUACUAAACAUGAUUACUACACAAUUGGAGAAUAUGAUCAUGUGAAAGAUAUUUAUACUCCGGAUGAAGGAUCAGUGGAUGGGGAUUCUGGUUUAAGAUAUGAUUAUGGGAAAUUUUAUGCUUCAAAAACUUUCUUCGACAGUUCCAAGAAUAGAAGGCUCUUAUUGGGUUGGCUAAAUGAAUCUUCAAGUGUUAGUGAUGAUAUCAAGAAGGGCUGGGCUGGAAUUCAUGCAAUUCCAAGAGUUGUCAGGCUCGACAAAUCAGGAAAACAACUGGUGCAAUGGCCAAUCAAGGAAAUUGAAAAGCUUCGUACGAAUCCAGUCCACUUGCCUAGUCAAUACCUUAAAGGAGGAUCUGUGCUUGAAGUCCCUGGUCUCACAGCAGCACAGGCAAAUGUGGAGAUUACAUUUAAGGUAUCAGAUUUUAGCAAAGCAGAAGUGCUAGACACAAGCUGGACCAAUCCACAAUUGCUUUGUAGCCAAAAGGGUGCCUCAGUUAAAGGCAGCCUAGGUCCAUUUGGGCUGCUAAUUUUGGCUUCUAAGGGCAUGCAAGAAUACACAUCUGUUUUCUUUAGAAUAUUCAAAGGCCAGAACAAACAUGUGGUGCUUAUGUGCAGUGAUCAAAGCAGGUCUUCGCUAAAUCCAGAUAAUGAUAAGACCACUUAUGGGGCAUUUGUGGAUGUGGACCCUGUUCAUGAGCAAUUGUCAUUGAGAAGCCUGAUUGAUCAUUCAGUAGUAGAGAGCUUCGGUGGACAAGGAAAGAACUGCAUUUCUGCAAGAGUCUAUCCCACACUGGCUAUAAAUGAGGCAGCCCACUUGUAUGCUUUCAAUAAUGGAAGUGAAAGUGUUACCAUCACAAGAUUGAGUGCUUGGAGCAUGAAGAAGGCUCACAUCAACUGAAAAAAUUAAACUAAGAAUUGGGAAAUGGGGAUGAGAACGACAGAAGCAUGGACUGAGAUACAUAUAUGCAUUAACCAGAGAAAUAUAACUACAAAUCUUGAUUCUUAUUUAUUACCUAUACCUUUAUAAUUCUUGUUUUUCACUCCAUUGUAAUUUGUUCAAGAUGAAAUAAAAGAAGCCAGUGGAUUUGCUUU